CACACACACACACCUACACACAGAGGGGGAUUAAAAAGGCACAGGGACACAUAUGCUGCCUGAGGAUGGAGGCGAGAAUACUACAUGAGAGGAGAAUACAAGGUAGUGAUGACCCAGGACAAGUUGGCAAUGAAGUCCAAACAAAGACUUGUACCCUGUCUGUACUGGCUCGUCUCUAUGUGUAUGCAUUACACGGCUGUCUCUGCGAGGUGUGCUUCACCGCCGUGUUGGACUGGUGCAGCAUCCAGGACAGGAGGAUGAUGGGAUACAGCAGUCUCUGGGCGCUGCCCAUGUAUGCCACUGCAAUCUACCUUAUGGAGAGACUGAGAAACUGGCUGCUGCUGACUCAUCAUCGACCACUGCCCGUGCGUCUCCUCACAUACACUUUGUUCAUUUACUUGUGGGAGUUCACCUGGGGAACUGUGCUCAGUUUGCUGAAAGCAUGUCCCUGGGACUACUCAGGUUACAAGUACAACCUGGGAGGACUGGUGACUCUGGAAUAUGCGCUUCCUUGGGCACUCGCAGCCUUUAUUGCAGAGCAGCAUGUGAUCAGAAACACUCUGAGGAUACGACUGUACUGGUGAACAACUACCAUUUAGAAAAAAAUGAGCUUCCAUCAGCGGCUAGAAAAAAAAAAAGCAUAUUAAUAGAGGAACAAAACACAUUAACAUUGUUUAUCAUAAAACCUUUGGGGUAUCUCUGAAUUUUUUUGUAUUAAAUCUGACAUAUUUUGUGUUGCUAUAAAUCUG
Messenger RNA from Entelurus aequoreus (snake pipefish), 749 nucleotides. Its product is annotated as transmembrane protein 229B-like. The coding region runs from base 66 to 584 and encodes 172 amino acids. The transcript has 2 exons. NCBI's taxonomy places the organism in Eukaryota, Metazoa, Chordata, Actinopteri, Syngnathiformes, Syngnathidae. The record is from RefSeq and is a predicted model, not a curated record.